Molecule: messenger RNA, 3833 nt
Organism: Schistocerca gregaria
Lineage: Eukaryota; Metazoa; Arthropoda; Insecta; Orthoptera; Acrididae
Product: GATA-binding factor A-like
Exons: 6
Coding region: 180-1649 (489 amino acids)
Biological process (GO): cell fate commitment; positive regulation of transcription by RNA polymerase II; negative regulation of transcription by RNA polymerase II
Molecular function (GO): DNA-binding transcription factor activity, RNA polymerase II-specific; zinc ion binding; RNA polymerase II cis-regulatory region sequence-specific DNA binding
Source: RefSeq, a predicted model, not a curated record
GCCACGGUUCCCGUCGGACGCAGGCGCGCGCUCUGCCACCGACAACUCGCCACCUCACCAGCUGCUCGCCGCGUCCACGCUCGCCUGUGCCGCUGACGUCUGCAGCAGCCAGCCCUUCACCGAGGCGUCUCCCAGACUCCUCGCCAGUCUUCCAGCUGCCGCCUCAUCCACAGCCCUAUAUGAUAUACGCCGGAUACAACGAUGUGGCGGUGAGCGGCGGCGGCGGGGGCGGAACGAGCUGCGCCAUGUUCGCGAGCGGCGGCUCUGCAUCCGGGGGCGGCAGCACGUCGGGCAGCGGCAGCGCCGCCAGCAGUGGGGGCGUCUUCGACAGCGGCGUGGCGUCGUUCGCGCAGGCGGCGGCCGCGGCGGCGGCGGCGGCGGCGGCCCACCAGCACCAGCAGGCGGCGCCGCAGCAGCCGCAGCAGCACCAGCAGCCCGUGUACGUGCCCUCCAGUCGGCCCGUGCUGCCCCACCACCACCACCACCACCACCACGCGCAGUACGCGCCCACUGCCGCCACAGGGGGCGCGCACGCGCUGGUGGGCGGCGGGGGCGGCUGGGCGGCGCCGGUGUCGGCGGACGGCUACAUGGCGCCGUCGCAGCACCACGGGCACGCCUUCUACCCGCAGGGCCCCGCCGUCGUCAUGUCGUCGUGGCGCGCCUACGACGGCGCCGCCUCCUUCCAGCGCGCCUCGCCCUACGACAGCGCGAUGGAGUUCCACUUCGGCGAGGGCCGCGAGUGCGUCAACUGCGGCGCCAUCUCGACGCCGCUGUGGCGGCGCGACGGCACGGGCCACUACCUGUGCAACGCGUGCGGCCUCUACCACAAGAUGAACGGCAUGAACCGGCCGCUGGUGAAGCCCUCCAAGCGCCUGACGGCGACGCGCCGCCUGGGCCUGUGCUGCACCAACUGCGGCACGCGCACCACCACGCUGUGGCGACGCAACAACGACGGCGAGCCGGUGUGCAACGCAUGCGGCCUCUACUUCAAGCUGCACGGCGUCAAUCGGCCGCUCGCCAUGCGCAAGGACGGCAUCCAGACGCGCAAGCGCAAGCCCAAGAAGCCCGCCUCCGGCGCCGCCGCCGCAGCCGCAGCCAACGCCUCCGCCGGCGCCGCCCCCAGCGCCGGCUCCACCCCCGCGUCGACCACGUCCGCCUCCGCCGCUGCUGCGACCGCCUCCUCGCCGCAGCAGCCAGUUUCCUCUUCGGGCGGGGAAUCGCCUGUAUCAGACAAGAAGAGCCCAUCUGGAGACCACCGCAGCCAUCACCUGCAGCAACAGCUGAAACAAGAAGAACGGCAGCAGCAGCCGCAGCAGUACCUGGCGCAGACGAUGAUCCCAGCUUGCGUCGUCAAGACGGAGCCUCCAGAGAGCGGACGGCAGCACCACUCGUACCACCAAGGCCACCAGCAGCAGCACGUGGCGCACCAGCCGCACCACCAGCUGGCACACCACCAGGCUGCUCAACACCACCACCAACAGCACCAUCACCAGCACCACCAUCAACAGCAGCAGCAACAACACCAGCACCAGCAACACCAGCACCAGACCUUCCCAUUCGCGCCUCCAGCUGGGGACGUCAGCGCUUACAUCAUGGGUCACCACCACCAUCACCACAUGGCCGCCACCAAGUUAAUGGCAACUACUUAAAUCCGUGUGUUUUGAGUCCCCUGUGUUGGCUCGAGAUGUUGUGCGCGUCCUGGGCGUGUAAGCAUUUAGUUUUUGCUAGCGUCCACCUCUUAAAUGCGUUCAGUAACAUCGCUUAUCCAUUAUGCACCAUUAUACAUAGAAUGUGAGCGAUAAGCGAACUGGACAAACAUUCUUAAUUAUAAUCGAAGUGCUCGAUCUGUGUUAAGCGCCUGAUUGUUUGUACAGGAUGUAACUAAAUUCUCUUUACAGACUUUGAGGAAAGGUUCCUUACAACGAGUCAAGAUAAAAAAAGUGUGGCAAACAUGGGCUCUGAGAUUUUCACUCUGCAGGAGUGCUAGUUCUGCAAGGUUCGCAGGAGAACUUCUGUAAAGUUUGGAAGGAAGGAGGCGAGGUACUGGCAGAAGUAAAGCUGUGAGGACGGGGCGUGAGUCGUGCUUGGGUAGCUCAGUUGGUAGAGCACUUUUCCGCGAAAGACAAAGAUCCCGAGUUCGAGUCUCGGUCCUACACAAAGUUUUAAUCUGCCAGGAAGUUUCAUGGGUUCUAAAACUCAUACAUUAAGAGCUAUGAACACUUGUUCAAUAGAAGAGGUGUGUUUCACAGUUGCGAACGUGAGCAAGUACUCAGAGCUCAUAAAGAGUGCAUUUUACAGCCCAUGUUUACUGGACUUUUUUUCUUCUUUUGGUUCAUAAUACCUUCUCUCAAAAUAUAGAAAGCAAGAAGCUUAAGCAGAAGAAGUAUGUUUUAAAGUACCGAAGGUCAAAAAUUGCUCAUAGGUCUUGAGUUAUGCAUUUUAGAAUCCGUAUUUAAUAGGCAUUUUUUCUUGUUUUUAUGUAAGGAACCUGUUAUCAAAGUGUGUACAGGAAAUUUAGCUACGCCCUGUGUAUACUACAAGCGUAAAAGUGCCAUACUGUAGAAAAAAGCGUUCUCGACGGUGUGAUCAAUUUCGUCUUUCGAGAGUAUUUUCCUCAAUCUGUAAUGGAAAAAUAAUUUCGCAGCUGGCAGAAAUGAGUAAAGUAAGAAUAAGUUUUCAACUUUCUUUAAUUUAUUAUUCAACGUGGUCUGUGUAGAAGUUUCGCAACAAAGUGUUAAGAAGUGACCUACUACGUUCUUAAUUUAUACAAAUAAAUGAAAGUUCAAGAAUAAGAACUUAAAAGUUCACUGCUAUUACGCUGUUGUAAGUGUACGUACAUUAAAAUAUUCAUAUUCUCUCCUUAGGCAUUGUGAUACACAGUUGUAACAAUUAUCAUGACAAACUGUAACGUGUUACAACACGUAGUUUAACAACAAAACGAUUUCCUGACAAUCAUCAUUAUGCAAAUGAAACUGAAUGCGCAAAACACUCUAAUUUUCGAAGUGCUGUAGUUGAGUCUUUCUUUUGCGUGGGUUAAAAUUGUUUGGAUACGGAAGCAGUAUGACAAACAAUGCGAUUUACCAGUUGUCUGUUCUCGACCGUUCUUCGUGCGUCUGCAGCAGCGCAAAAACCAUUGUGAAUUUAUUUCUCACUAAGAGAUAUGGUGCAACUCAUUGCGAUGAUAGCAUUCUCAGUGCCUCAUAUUGAGACAACGUCUCACUGUCAGAUAAUUUUUGGUAAAUACUCAUUAGACUAGUCAAAAAAUGUAAAUUCACAUAAUACUUUCCAAACUAUGGAUUUUGCAGAGUAAACUUCGCCUAUGGAGAUUUUUUUUAUGUGACUAAUGGGAAGAACUAUUUGAAUUUAUGAGUAUGCUGUUUUCUGCAUUAGAAGCUUCGAGGGCUUCCCCACCUUUUUCGCAAACUCUGAAACUAAUUUCCGAAGCGACAGCCCGUGCACACACAUGUGUUACAUCUGCCGUUAGCCAGACAAAAAAAUUAUGAACAUUUCUGAAAGAAAUGUUAACGAAUGAACUUUUUUUAUAAUGAAUUGAGCUGCAAUGUCAUAUUCGUAUUUUAAGAUUUUCUCCGUCGUAAUCGAAUCGUUUAAUUUAUCCAGUGUAAUAUGAAGUGCAAUGAACUGUCAUAAUUUAUAACAUGCUUUGCUUCAAUCACUGCAUCGAAAGGGAAAAUCACUGUUCUGCGCAACAAACAAAUAGGUAUUUGUAGUUGUACUGUAUGUAUUACAAACCAUAGUAAUAUUAGAAGUGUUGAUUCGUUUUGUAAAUGUCGAUGUAUUCCCUGUAGUCUUAAUUAAACAAUUUCGCAUAGUAA